Molecule: messenger RNA, 1528 nt
Organism: Hermetia illucens (black soldier fly)
Lineage: Eukaryota; Metazoa; Arthropoda; Insecta; Diptera; Stratiomyidae
Gene: pkm
Exons: 6
Coding region: 166-1446 (426 amino acids)
Source: RefSeq, a predicted model, not a curated record
AGUAUUUGAAAAUGAAGUCCACAGUCACUGGUUAAUUGAGAUAAGCUAAAAAAAUUUUAACUUUAUCUGACAAUGUUUGGUGCGGGUUCAGUUGACUCUGCUCGGUCGACCUCAGCGGUUCGUUUGGUAUUUUGAGUGCUCAUAGCUCGAUUUUGACCAUUAAAAAUGGAUUUGAUACCAAGCAAGGUGGUGCAGCAAAAACUCUUGGAAAUUGCUGAAAAUAUUCUAGGCACCAAAAAGCUCAGCAGUCAUGUUGAAAAAGGCACAGUGAAAGGUGAUAACUAUAUAGGAAUUGUCUAUAGAGCUCGAUUCCAUGUUGAUUGUAACAACAAUAAGGAUAAAACUUGUGCUGAGGACAACUGCAGGAAGCUCAAUGUAAUUAUAAAAGUUCCUCCAGAGAAUAAAAUUCGUCGGGAUAAAUUUUUUGCAAGACCUACUUUCCUUCGUGAAUCUUUGGUGUAUGAUGAAAUUCUUCCGUUGUUUAUGCAGUUUCAGGAGAGUAAAGGAAUAAUACCAAGCGAGAAUGGUUUUCACGAGAUCGCACCUUCAUACGGAACGAUAACUGAAGAAUACCAUGAAGCUAUUUUUCUCAAGGAUCUGGCAGAUGAUGGCUUCGAAAUGUACAACAGACAUAAUUACAUCCCAGUUGAUCACGCGCAUUUAGUAAUGAAAAUUCUGGGAAAAUUACAUGCAAUUUCCUACGCAAUGAAGGAUCAAUGUCCAGAAAAAUUUGAAAAAUACAAACAACUUGAAGAUAUCUUCAAAAUGCGUGAGAAUGAGGAGGAAUUAAGUGGAUAUAUGACAUUGAUGAAGGACCGCGCAGUUGCAGUUUUGGAUCCGGAAAAACACCAAACCCAAAUAAAUGCAAUAAAUAAAAUGUUUGAAAAGGAGAAUUUAAUGCAGAUGAGUAUCCGCAUCACUAAUGGACAUUUGGAGGAACCUUAUGCAAUUAUUUCCCAUGGAGACUGCUGGAAUAAUAAUAUUCUGUACAGAUAUGAGAAUGGAAAAUUGGCGGAUGCUCGACUUAUUGAUUGGCAAAUAUGCCGAUAUAGUACGCCAGUCUGUGAUCUGAUGUAUUUCUUAUUCCUGGCUACGUCGAGUGAGAUGCGAAAGAAACAUUACCAAAGCUUCCUUGAUACAUACUACGACAGUGUGUCUUCAUUCAUUACAAGGCUAGGAUCCAACCCAGAUGAACUCUUUCCACGUAAAGCUUUCGAUGAGCAAUUGAAAAAGAACGGAAAAUUCGGUUUCUUAAUGGGUUGCAUGUUGAUACCGAUUCUAACAACACAUUCCGAAGAUAUACCGGAUUUAGAUGAGAUGUCGGAAAAACUGGCGAAUAAAGACAUCGAUCCAAGUGCAUUUCAAUCGGAAAGAUCGGAUGGAGCUUAUAAGGAACGAAUGACUGGAAUUGUUUUUGAUAUGUUUGAUUUAGGAUAUUUUGGAUAACGUUUGUGUAUUUUAGUCAUUAGGGCAAUUUCAUGGUAUUACAAUGUAUGUUAAAUUGUUAUGAUAAAAUAUGUAUGAUUUU